Messenger RNA from Staurois parvus, 564 nucleotides. The record is from the annotation of a GenBank genome assembly. Lineage: Eukaryota; Metazoa; Chordata; Amphibia; Anura; Ranidae.
UGUUCACAUACACUAUAUUGCCAAAAAUAUUGGGACUUCUCUCCAAAUCAUUGGAUUCAGGCGUUCCAAUCACCUCCAUGGCCACAGGUGUAUAAAAUCAAGCACCUAGGUAUGCAGACUGCCUCUACAAACAUUUGUGAAAGAAUGGGUCGCUCUCAGGAGCUCAGUGAAUGCAAACAUGGUCCCGUGAUAGGUUGCUACCUGUGCAAUAAGUCCAUCCGUGAAAUUUCCUUGCUACUAAAUAAUCCCCAUUCAACUGUUAGUGGUAUUAUAAUAAAGUGGAAGCAACUGGGAACAACAGCAACUCAGCCACAAAGUUGUCGGCCACGUAAAAUGACAUAGUGGGGUCAGUGCAUGCUGAAGUGCACAGUGCGCAGAAGUCGCCAACUGUUUGCAGAGUCAAUAGCUAAAGAUCUCCAAACUUUUUGUGGCCUUUAGAUUAGCACAACAACAGUGUGUAGAGAGCUUCAUGGAAUGGGUUUCCAUGGCUGAACAGCUGCAUCCAAGCCUUAUAUCACCAACUGCAAUGCAAAGAUACAGCGGUGUAAAGCACGCCGCCACUGG